AUGCUGUGGUUUCUGGGGCUGACCUGUGUGCUCUGCAUAGGAGGGAGUGCUGUUGCAGGACAGAGAGAUGGAGAAAUUAUCAGUCAGAUUAAAAUGACUAAUCUCGUCUUGGGUGAGAUUAAAGAGCUUCUGAAGCAGCAGAUUAAGGAGAUUGUAUUCUUAAAGAACACAGUGAUGGAGUGUGAAGCCUGUGCAAUGGGGGGUAUGCAACCUCAACCCACCUGUGUGCCCAACUCCUGCCACCCUGGGGUGAGCUUUGUGGAAACACCAGAGGGUGUAAAAUGUGGACCCUGUCCUCACGGCAUGGAAGGAAACGGUACCCACUGCACUGACGUGGACGAGUGCACUGUGAAACCGUGCCACAUGGGUGUUCGCUGCAUCAACACAUCCCCAGGUUUCCGCUGCAGCUCCUGUCCUGCUGGAUACACUGGCCCGCAGGUCCAGGGCGUUGGUCUUGCCUACGCCACUGCCAACAAACAGGUAUGCAGAGAUAUUAAUGAGUGUGAUGGUCCCAACAAUGGAGGCUGCGUGGCGAACUCUGUGUGUCUGAACACCCCCGGCUCUUUCAGAUGUGGUCCCUGUAAGACAGGCUACACUGGGGAUCAGCGACAAGGCUGUAAGCCUGAGCGAGCCUGUGGCAAUGGCCAACCCAACCCCUGCCACGCCAGUGCAGAGUGCAUCGUCCAUCGAGAGGGGACCAUCGAGUGCCAGUGUGGAGUCGGAUGGGCUGGCAAUGGCUACGUGUGUGGUCCUGACACCGACAUCGAUGGUUUCCCAGAUGAAAAACUGGACUGUACUGAUAGUAACUGUAACAAGGAUAACUGUCUCACUGUUCCAAACUCUGGUCAAGAAGAUGCUGACAGUGAUGGAAUUGGAGAUGCCUGCGAUGAAGACGCAGAUGGGGAUGGGAUCUUAAAUACACAGGAUAACUGUGUGUUGGUGCCCAAUGUGGACCAGAGGAACAUCGAUGAGGAUGACUUCGGUGAUGCCUGCGACAACUGUCCUGCCAUCAAAAACAAUGACCAGAAAGACACAGACGUGGACAAAUAUGGAGAUGAGUGCGAUGAAGAUAUCGAUGGCGAUGGAAUUCCCAAUCACCUUGACAACUGCAAAAGGGUCCCAAAUGCUGACCAGAAAGAUCGAGAUGGUGACAAAGUGGGAGAUGCCUGUGACAGUUGUCCCUAUGAUCCCAACCCUGACCAGAUGGAUGCGGACAAUGAUUUGAUUGGUGACCCCUGUGACACUAACAAGGACAGUGAUGGCGAUGGUCACCAAGACUCUCGGGACAACUGCCCAGCUGUCAUCAACAGCUCUCAGUUGGAUACUGACAAAGAUGGAAAGGGAGACGAGUGUGAUGACGACGAUGACAACGAUGGGAUCCCAGACCUGCUGCCACCUGGUCCUGAUAACUGCCGUCUGAUCCCCAACCCUCUACAGGAGGACUCUGAUGGUGACGGCGUGGGUAACGUAUGUGAGAAGGAUUUCGACAAUGACACCAUAAUUGACCCAAUAGACGUCUGUCCAGAAAAUGCAGAGGUCACCCUCACUGACUUCAGGGAGUAUCAGACAGUCGUUUUAGAUCCAGAAGGAGACGCACAAAUCGAUCCUAACUGGGUGGUGCUGAACCAGGGAAGAGAGAUCGUCCAGACUAUGAACAGCGAUCCUGGAUUAGCUGUUGGUUACACGGCUUUCAGCGGAGUAGAUUUUGAAGGAACAUUUCAUGUUAAUACGGUAACGGACGACGACUAUGCAGGUUUUAUAUUUGCGUACCAGGACAGCUCCAGCUUCUAUGUGGUGAUGUGGAAGCAGGUGGAACAGAUCUACUGGCAGGCAAACCCGUUCAGAGCCGUGGCAGAACCAGGAAUCCAACUGAAGGCAGUGAAAUCAAACACAGGUCCAGGUGAAAACUUGCGGAAUGCUUUGUGGCACACGGGUGACACCACCGAUCAGGUGAAGCUCCUGUGGAAAGACGCUCGCAAUGUUGGCUGGAAAGAUAAGACCUCGUACCGCUGGUUCCUCCAGCACCGGCCUGCUGACGGCUACAUCAGAGUUCGUUUCUACGAGGGCACUCAAAUGGUAGCGGACACGGGCGUCAUCAUAGACGCGACAAUGAGAGGAGGCCGACUGGGAGUCUUCUGCUUCUCCCAGGAGAACAUUAUCUGGGCCAACCUGCGUUAUCGCUGCAACGACACUCUUCCAGAGGAUUUUGAUGCCUACAGAGCCCAGCAGGUCCAGCUGGUAGCCUGA
This is a messenger RNA of Pelmatolapia mariae (spotted tilapia), 2247 nucleotides long. It is a transcript of the gene comp, whose product is annotated as cartilage oligomeric matrix protein. The coding region runs from base 1 to 2247 and encodes 748 amino acids. Lineage: Eukaryota; Metazoa; Chordata; Actinopteri; Cichliformes; Cichlidae. The transcript has 19 exons. The record is from RefSeq and is a predicted model, not a curated record. Gene Ontology annotation, biological process: cell adhesion. Gene Ontology annotation, molecular function: calcium ion binding. Gene Ontology annotation, cellular component: extracellular region.